Molecule: messenger RNA, 1077 nt
Organism: Zingiber officinale
Lineage: Eukaryota; Viridiplantae; Streptophyta; Magnoliopsida; Zingiberales; Zingiberaceae
Exons: 6
Coding region: 1-1077 (358 amino acids)
Molecular function (GO): protein dimerization activity
Source: RefSeq, a predicted model, not a curated record
AUGGAAAUUGAUUAUCAGACUCGUUUAACAGCAAUGUUGGAUGUGACACACUUUCUAUUAAAGCAAGGGUUGCCCUUUCGUGGACACGAUCAAUUAACUAGUUCUUCAAAUAGAGAGAUCACACUUGCUAUAAUCAAUGAUAUUAGAGAUAAAUUCUUUUCUUUAAUGGUUGAUGAGACUCAGGACAGUUUAGUGAAGGAGCAUAUGGGAGUUGUUUUGAGGUAUGUGAAUAAAAAAGGAUGUGUGAUUGAACGAUUUCUUGCAGUUGUGCAUGUGCCUGACACUAGUUCUCAUUCUUCGAAAAUGGCUAUUGAUGCUUUAUUUGUGCAACAUGGUUUAUCAUUAUCUAGAUUGAGAGACCAAGGAUAUGAUGAAGCUUCAAAUAUGCGUGGUGAAUUCAAUGGAUUGAAAUCUCUGAUACUACAAGAAAAUCUAUUUUCAAUGUAUGUUCACUGUUUCUCUCACCAGCUCCAAUUAAUUCUUUUUGCUGUUGCCCAUGACAAUUUUACUGUGAGUGAAUUUUUUGGGUAUAUCACUAUGAUCGUGAAUAUAUCUGGAGCAUCUUUGAUAGAAGUGUUAGGAAAUGUACAUGAUGAUGCCUCUUAUUCUGCGAAUAAAGGUGUUGCCGCAGACAACAUGCUAACUCGUGGUCAUGGUAGGCAUAGAGGGCAACUCAUCACCAAUUUUCAUCAUUAUCGUGUGGAGAUUUUUUGUCAGGAUGAUCCUUACUUUUCUUCAAUUGAUGACUUGGGAAUUCUUGCUCAGAAAUUGGUUGAAACUGAAAAACAUUUGAUGUUCCCAUUGGUUUAUCGUAUGAUAGAGUUGUCAUUACUUUUACCAGUUGCAACUGCUUCGGUUGAACGAGUUUUUUCUGCAAUGAAGACUGUGAAGACUGAUUUACACAAUAGAAUGAGAGAUGAAUGGAUGAAUGACAGUCUAGUUGUAUACAUUGAAAAUGAUAUUUUUUCUACAAUUGAAAAUGAGCAAGUUAUGGAGAAUCGGUUGAGUAUUAAGUGGGACAAGGGAAAGACUCUUGACUCUCGAGUUCUAGUCUCUUGGAUUCUUGGUAAAAUCUAA